This is a messenger RNA of Eptesicus fuscus (big brown bat), 3251 nucleotides long. Its product is annotated as collagen alpha-2(IV) chain. Bases 147 to 3251 code for a protein of 1034 amino acids. The transcript has a single exon. The record is from RefSeq and is a predicted model, not a curated record. Lineage: Eukaryota; Metazoa; Chordata; Mammalia; Chiroptera; Vespertilionidae.
UUGGAGCUGGUGUGAGUGCGAGUGUGCAGCCCGGGGGCGAGGUGCCCUGGGCCUGCGUCGGGGGAGAUGGGAAUUGCCCUCGAGCCCUGAGCCGGGCGGCCGGCCGGGGCCUUGGCCAGGCUGCGCAGGGGCGGGCGAGCACGGAGAUGCCGGGCCGCUGUGUGGGGCCCAGCAGGUCCGGGCGCGUAGCCCGGCGGCCUAGGGGGAAGAAAUGGACUGGGACGUCCCGAGGCCGAGGAGGAAGGCGCCGGGCGAGGGCCUCGGUGUGGGGGACACGCUGUGUGAGUGCAGAGAAGCCGCAGGGCUGUCGGCAGCCGUGCGGGGGGAGACGAGCGGCGGAGACAGCCGAGGGCCCUGGGGCGAACGAGGCUUCGAGGACACCGGGCACUGCAGGCUCCACGGAGGCUGCAAAGGACCCUGGGGCUGUGCUGGUGAACGGGGCUGCGGGGGAACCCCAGGUGGUGGGGCCUGCGGGAUCCGUGUGGGUGACCGGCACUGGUGACGAGGAGCAGCCAGCUUACCGGAGUCCGCGGGGCUGUGAGAGGAAAGGCCGCCCGGGAUCGAUGGGGCAUGAGAGCAUUCUGGAGCUGUGGCUGAAGGUGCAGGCUAUGAGGGCCGCUUCCGGGUGUGGGGAAGGAAGCAGAGUGGAGCUCCACCCUGUACCUGCAGGAGAAGGGCCCGUGGAAAGGGGUGUGCCUGGCCGAGCUUCGUGGGUAGAGACCAGCCGUCGGGGUCUCACAGGACCGUGGGUGGAAGGACAGGUUAGGGCAGUACCCCAGGCCUCAGGAGGACCUACCGCUACUGGCCUACGAGCAGGAUGUGAGAGGCUCUCAGGCUUGCGUGGGCUGGGACAGGCUGUGAGGUUGCCUCCUGGGGGUGUGCCUAGGGCUGCGGAGACAAGUUCUGGGAUUGCCCCACACCUGCUGGGGAGAGGACAAGCUGUGGGGGUGCCUGGAACUGUGGAGGAGAUAGGCUAUGAGGUUGCCCCAGGCCCUUGGGGAAAAGGACCGAUUAUGGGGGUGCCUGGGGCCGUGGGGUGGCCUGAGGCUGUAGAGGGAGAGGUAGGCUGUGGGGGUACUCCAGGUCUGUGGGAGAGAGGGCAGUCAGGACAGGUGCCCGGGGCUCUGGUACAGGAGGCAGUCUCUGGGGAUACCUUAUGGGGGAGGGGCCAGGCUGUGGAGGUACCCAGAGCUGUAGAGGAAACUCCCUCUGUGGGUGCUCCAGGCUUAUGGCCGAGGAGACAAGCUCUGGAGGAGAUAGGCCCUGGGGGUAUUCCUGACCUGUGGGUCUCCAGACAGCCUGUAGGGGUACCUUGUGCUGUUGAAGAGGAAACUAGAUGUGGCGGUGACCCAGGAUUCAGGGAAAGGGGACAGGCUGUGUGGGUAGAGACAGGCUCCGCAGGUGACCCAGGGUCAUGGGAAGUAGCCCAGACUGCGGAGGUAUCUGGUCCAGAGGAGCAGGAGGCAGGUCCCGGGGGAGCACCAGGCCUUUGGCGGGUAGGACAGGCCCUAGGAGUACCUCGGGCCUUGGGGAAGGAGGCAGGCUGGGGGAGCGUGCCGGGUCUGUGGGGAACCGACCAGCCUGGGGGGGUGGCCCAGGCUGGGGUGGUGCCAGGAGCCAUAGGGGAACAGCCGCGUUUCGGUGGCAUCCCAGGCCUGUGGGACAGGCAGCAGGCUCUGGGGGUGCCUCUGGCUGAUGCCGUGCCAGGGGUGGUUGGGGAGGAGACAUGCUGUGAGAAUGUCCUGAGCCUGUGGGAAAGGAGGCAGGCUGUGGGGGAACAGGAGGCUCUGGUGCCUACAGCUUUAGGGGUACCGGGGUCUGUGGGCCAGGAGGCCGGCUAUAGGGAUGUUUCGUGUCUGUGCAGGAGGAGACAGGCUGCGGGCUUGUCUGAGACAGCGGGGAUGUCCGAGGCCUCAGGCGUGCCCAAGCACAGGUGUGCCCCCACAGGGGUACCCGCGGCUCUGGGUGUGCCUGGAUCUGGGAGGGUGCCUGCCGCUGUGUGGGUGUCGGGCCCUAUAUGUCCGGAAAUCAGCUCUAGAGAUGUCUUGAACCUGUGGGAAAGCGUUCACACUGCCGGAACACCCCUGGCUCCUGGGGUCCCUGUGGCUUCCGAGGAACUGUUGGCUGUGAGAGAGAACGCUGGGUCUGCGGCUUUCCCGAGAUUAUGGGGAAGGAGACCGGUGCCCGGGCUUCCGGUGACUGACAGGGUUGCCGUAGCUCCUGAGGUGCCUGGGCUUGCCGGGGAAGAGACUGGCUCUGGGGGUGUCCCAAGGUCUUGGGGAAGGAGACAGAGUGCCGGGGUUCCUGUGGCUGUUGAGGUGCCCGCUGCUCCCAGGGUGCCUUGUCCUCUGGGGGUGGAGACUGGCUCUGGAGGCUUCUCACCCUUGCCAGGAAGGAGACAGACUGCGGGGGUACCUGUGACUGUGGGGUUACCGGGGCCUGUAGAGGAGGAGACCCUCUCUGGGGGUCUCUCGGGCUUAUCAGGAAGAAGACGGACAGCUGAGAUGCCUGUGGCUGCUGGAGUCUCCAUGGCUGUGGGAGUGCCCACAGCGGCUGGCGCUUCUGGGCUGGUGGUGGGUGACACUAGCGCUGGGGAUGUCACUGGUGCAUGGGGAAGGAGACUGGCGAUGGAGAGGCCCACUGCGGCCCGGGCUUCGGGACCUGUGGGCAGGGAGACUGGCUCCGAAGGUGUGCCAGGCCUGUGGAGGAGACCCACUACAGUAGUCCCCGAGGCUGUGAGGGUACCUCUGUCUUUGGGGGUGCUUGCAGGUGUAGGAGUUCCCAUGGCGGGGCACGUGCCUGCUGCGGUGUGGGUGUCUGGGUCUACAGGAGAAGAAACCACUGCUGCUGGCUCGGGCCUCACCCUAGUGACGAGACAGUCUGCAAGGGGACCUGGGGCUUCAGGGGAGCAGACAGGAGGUGGAAGUAUCCUGGGGCUGGCAGGGAGGAGCCAGGCAGCGGGGGUGUCUUACACCCAUGGGCGUGGGACCAGGUCAUGGAGCUGCCCAGGGUCUGUGGGGGAAGAAACAGACUGUGAGAAUGUGUCGGGGACAAGAACGACUAGGGAGGUGAAUGAAGCUGUGGAAGUGUCCUCGGUUUCAAGGGAGGAAAUGGGCAUUGGCCGUUUCCGAGAUCACCCACAGCAGAGAGGGAGGAGACAGCCUGGAGGAGUGUCUGGAAUGAGAGUGAGGGGGGACAAUUUGGGAGAAAAUUGUGUGGGGGAGGACAGAUUGAGGGGGGCAUUCCUGUAG